Molecule: messenger RNA, 1149 nt
Organism: Colletotrichum orchidophilum
Lineage: Eukaryota; Fungi; Ascomycota; Sordariomycetes; Glomerellales; Glomerellaceae
Exons: 4
Coding region: 1-1149 (382 amino acids)
Source: RefSeq, a predicted model, not a curated record
AUGCAAGACGAUACGGGUCAUAUCAUGUCGUCUAUCGGGCCUGAAGACCUCGAAAAUGUCCAAGGCCUUUGGAGGUUUCAAUUGCACCGCGUCAAGGCACGAACGUGGGCUUAUCGGGAUAUCAAGUUCCUGGUAUACGACGACACCGUCGACAAGGAGGAGGUUGACUCGGAGGCAGGGCAAAGCAGCAAGGACACCGUGGAGUCCGACGACGCACCCAUCGCGGCGAGUUCUGAAACCCCUCUCGCCCAGGCAGAUGGCGACGCAGACAACUUUGAAUGCAGAAUCUGUUCGAAACUGUCCACAUUUCCCCACGACAAGAGAACACGAAAUUUCCGCCUUUUCAACCCGACGGACGAGUUUCCGCAUCUCAUCACCAAGCAUCCCAAGUUUUUCAAUGUAUGCGUUCAAUUACGUCGCAGUAUCGUACGGAUGUACUGCUGGCCCGAGCAAGUCUCAGACGAGGAUGGAAAACCCAUUGUCUCCCAUCAUAGAGUCGCAGUGGACUUUGCUAAUUCCGUCGGCCUCCGUAUAAUUUGGAUCGACCAAGAAUGCCUCUCGCAACCGAAAGAAGAUGGCUCAGAGGAAGAUGAGGCAUACCCGCGGCUAGACCGCAGUACUGAAGAACUGCGUUUCACGAGCUUCCGUCCGCGGCUGUUCGAAUAUCCAUUGGAUUUCUUAUACAUGGUUCAGCCAGACAAAUGGCACACGCGGGCAUGGGUUAUUCAAGAAGCAGUCAGCGUCGGCGACGGCCUGGUUCUAGUCUUCCGAAGGGGCCCCUGCAUUGUUUAUACAUCCAAGUUCCGCGCCAAUCAGAAGACAGGGUCAAUUCCUCGACAUCCUUUGGAUCCAGAGAAGCGGACACUACAAUCGGAGAUCAUCUGCAUUCCUGUCGACCGCCUCCAAGCCCUGGUCCAAACCGGCAAGUCGCUGCUGGAACAACGUAUCCAGCUCAUCAGACAGGCUCUGGUGCGCACCAGCACCGACGACACCAUCCCGGUUCUCUCCGCAGCGGAGUCCCUUCAUCCAAAGAUCAUAGUGCGCCAGCAUGCGGCCGGGAUCCACGCGUACGGAGGCAAAGUCUACGGCGGCCGUCAAAAGGUGAACGCGGUCUCGGCCCUGACGCUGCUGAAAGGUGGCACAGCAUGA